Molecule: messenger RNA, 5693 nt
Organism: Myotis daubentonii (Daubenton's bat)
Lineage: Eukaryota; Metazoa; Chordata; Mammalia; Chiroptera; Vespertilionidae
Gene: IGDCC4
Product: immunoglobulin superfamily DCC subclass member 4
Biological process (GO): cell-cell adhesion
Molecular function (GO): protein binding
Source: RefSeq, a predicted model, not a curated record
CCACUGACGCCCGGCGCGCCCUCCCCCGGCGGCGGCGGCCGAGGCGCGGGGCGGCGGAGGCGGGCGGCCCGGCCGGCCCCAUGGCGCGGGGGGACGCGGGCCGCGGCGGGCUGCUGGCGCUGACCUUCUGCCUGCUGGCCGUGCGCGGGGAGCUGCCAUUGCCCCAGGAGACAACCGUGGAGCUGAGCUGUGGACCGGGGCCAGUACAAGUGGUCCUGGGCCCAGAGCAGGUGGCGGUGCUGGACUGUAGUCUGGGGACCGCCGCGGCCGGACCCUCCACCAGCGUCACGUGGAGCAAAGACGGAGGUGCCCUGCUGGAGCACAGCCACCUGCGCCUGCUACCCAAUGGCUCCCUGUGGCUGUCCCAGCCGCUAGCACCCAAUGGCAGUGAUGAGGCAGCCCCUGGAGCCUCAGAUGUCAUCGAGGGCAGCUAUUCCUGUCUGGCCCGUGGCCCGCUCGGAGUAGUGGCCAGCCAGGCUGCAGUGGUCAAGCUUGCCACGCUCGCAGGCUUCUCUCUGCACCCGGAGUCUCAGACAGUGGAGGAGAACGGGACCGCUCGAUUUGAGUGCCACAUCGAAGGGCUGCCAGCUCCCAGCAUUACUUGGGAGAAGGACCAGGUGACAGUGCCUGUGGAGCCUCGGCUCAUCACUCUUCCCAACGGGGUUCUCCAGAUCCUGGAUGUUCAGGAGAGUGACGCAGGCUCCUACCGCUGUGUGGCCACCAACGCAGCCCACCAGCGCUUCAGCCAGGAGGCCCUGCUCCGUGUGGCCCCCCGAGGGUCCCUGGCGUCCACCGGGGGGCAGGACGUGGUCAUUGUGGCAGCUCCGGAGAACACCACCGUGGUGUCUGGACAGAGUGUGGUGAUGGAAUGCGUGGCCUCUGCUGACCCCACCCCUUUCGUGUCCUGGGUCCGACAGGACGGGAAGCCCAUCUCCACCGACGUCAUCGUCCUGGGCCGCACCAACCUGCUGAUCGCCAGCGCGCACCCCCGGCACUCGGGCGUCUAUGUCUGCCGCGCCAACAAGCCCCACACGCGCGACUUCGCCGCCGCCGCCGCAGAGCUCCGCGUGCUGGCGGCCCCUGUCAUCUCGCAGGCGCCCGAGGCGCUGUCUCGGACGCGGGCCAGCACCGCGCGCUUCGUGUGUCGUGCGUCCGGGGAGCCGCGGCCCGCGCUGCGCUGGCUGCACGACGGGGUGCCGCUGCGACCCAAUGGGCGCGUCAAGGUACAGGGCGGCGGCAGCAGCCUGGUCAUCACGCAGAUCGGCCUGCAGGACGCCGGCUACUACCAGUGCGUGGCCGAGAACGGCGCGGGCACAGCGUGCGCCGCCGCGCCGCUGGCGGUAGUUGUGCGCGAGGGGCUGCCCAGCGCUCCCACGCGGGUCACGGCCACUCCGCUGAGUAGCUCCUCGGUGCUGGUGGCCUGGGAGCGGCCCGAGCUGCACAGCGAGCAGAUCAUUGGCUUCUCCCUCCACUACCAGAAAGCUCGCGGCAUGGACAAUGUGGAAUACCAGUUUGCAGUGAACAAUGACACAACAGAGCUACAGGUUCGGGACCUGGAACCCAACACGGAUUAUGAGUUCUACGUAGUGGCCUACUCUCAGCUGGGCGCCAGCCGCACCUCCACCCCAGCGCUGGUCCACACACUGGAUGAUGUCCCCAGUGCCGCGCCCCAGCUCUCCCUGUCCAGCCCCAACCCCUCGGACAUCAGGGUGGCGUGGCUGCCCCUGCCUCCCAGCCUGAGCCAUGGGCAGGUGGUGAAGUACAAGAUAGAGUACAGUUUGGGAAAGGAAGCAGAUCAGAUUUCCUCCAGCGAGGUGCCAGGGAAUGAGACGCAGCUUACGCUGAACUCACUUCUGCCCAACAAGGUGUACCGAGUACGGAUUUCGGCUGGUACAGGGGCUGGCUAUGGGGCGCCCUCCCAGUGGAUGCAGCACAGGACGCCCAGUAUGCACAACCAGAGCCACGUCCCUUUUGCCCCUGCAGAGUUGAAGGUACGGGCAAGGAUGGAGUCCCUGGUUGUGUCCUGGCAGCCGCCUCCUCACCCCACCCAGAUCUCUGGCUACAAACUGUACUGGCGGGAGGUGGGCGCCGAGGAGGAGGCUGAUGGUGAGAGCCCCCCAGGGGGCCGUGGAGACCAGGCUUGGGAUGUGGGGCCUGUCCGGCUCAAGAAGAAAGUGAAGCAGUAUGAACUGACCCAGCUAGUCCCCGGCCGGCUGUAUGAGGUGAAGCUGGUGGCGUUCAACAAACACGAGGACGGGUAUGCGGCGGUGUGGAAGGGCAAGACGGAGAAGGCUCCCACCCCAGACCUGCCCAUCCAGAGGGGGCCACCCUUACCCCCCGCUCAUGUCCAUGCGGAAUCCAACAGCUCCACAUCCAUUUGGCUGCGGUGGAAAAAGCCAGACUUCACCACAGUCAAGAUUGUCAACUACACUGUACGCUUCAGCCCCUGGGGGCUCAGGAAUGCCUCCCUGGUCACCUAUUACACCAGCUCUGGAGAAGACAUCCUCAUUGGCGGGCUGAAGCCAUUCACCAAAUACGAGUUUGCGGUACAGUCCCAUGGCGUGGACGUGGACGGGCCGUUCGGCUCCGUGGUAGAGCGCUCCACCCUGCCAGAUCGACCCUCGACGCCCCCAUCGGACCUGCGCCUGAGCUCCCUGACGCCGUCCACUGUUCUGCUGCACUGGUGCCCCCCCACGGAGCCCAAUGGGGAGAUCGUGGAGUAUCUGAUCCUGUACAGCAACAACCACACCCAGCCCGAGCACCAGUGGACCCUGCUCACCACCGAGGGAAACAUCUUCAGUGCUGAGGUACGUGGCCUUGAGAGCGACACUAGGUACUUCUUCAAGAUGGGGGCCCGCACAGAGGUGGGGCCUGGGCCCUUCUCCGGCCUGCAGGAUGUGAUCACUCUCCAGGAGAAACUCGCAGACUCCCUGGAUGUGCACUCAGUCACGGGCAUCAUCGUGGGUGUCUGCCUGGGCCUCCUCUGCCUGCUGGCCUGCAUGUGUGCUGUCUUGCGCCGUGGCCCCCACAGGGAAGCCCUCCCAGGCCUGUCCUCCACGGCCGCUGCUGGGAACCCCGCGCUGUACUCCCGAGCCCGCCUUGGAUCUCCCAACCCCCCAGCUACCCAUGAACUGGAGUCCCUUGUGCACCCCCGUCCCCAGGACUGGGCCCCACCACCCUCAGACAUCGAGGACAGGGCUGAAGUGCACAGCCUUAUGGGUGGUGGAGCUUCCGAAGGCCGGGGCCACUCCAAGAGAAAGAUCUCCUGGGCUCAGCCUGGCGGGCCGAGCUGGGCAGGUUCCUGGGCAGGCUGUGAGUUGCCCCAGGCAGGCCCUGUGCCUUAUCUGACCCGGGCCCUGCUGCCCCCUGCUGGCACCGGGCAGACGCUGUUGCUGCAGGCUCUGGUGUAUGAUGCCAUAAAGGGCAACGGAAGGAAGAAGCCACCCCCGGCCUGCAGGAACCAGGUGGAGGCCGACGUCAUUGUUCACUCUGACUUCAGUGCCUCCAAAGGGAACCUUGACCUCCACCUCCAGGACCUGGAACCUGAGCAUUUCCUGCCUUCGGAGGCUCCUGACCUCACGUCGGGUGUUGUGGAUUUAGGGCAAGGGGGAGACUGGCUGGACAGGGAGCUGGGAGGCUGUGAACAGGCGACCACGGGGCCAGACAGACUCACCUGCCUGCCAGAGGCACCUUCUUGCCCCUACCUGGACCUCCAGCCCAGCGAGGCCCUGGAGGAGGCCCCUGGGGACAGCUGCCAGUCAAAGGCCCCCUGCCCUCUAGGAGCCAGCCCAGGCUUGUCCAGGGCCUCCGUCUCCUCCUCUGCUUAGCUCCCCUCAAGGUGCAGUUUGGGACAGGCUGUCAUGGGUUAUGGGAUAUGACACCUAUGUACCUGCGGAUACUGACCAUCAUCAAGCCAUUGGGAGCCUCCUAGGGGGCUUUGGCUGGAGGGAGAGGAAGAAAUGGCUUAUUCACUCCCCCAUACUCUGUGACACGUGUGGUAUGAGAGAGACACGUGAGGCAUGGCUAUAUGUGAGGCACCUGUGUGUGCUGGUUGGUGAGCUGGGAAACCUGGGUCCAGGCACUGGUUACUACAGCCUAACUGGCCCUCCCGGUCAGGACUGUGCCCCAGAAUGGCCAGUGCCCAGCCCUGUGGGUCCCCCACCUCCGUCACCCAGCCUUUUAUUACACACUCUGAGAGUGUUUCCAAUGCCCUGUCUGACAAGACAGCCCCGGCCCAUUUUCCUGUCUGGCUGGGCUGAGUGCAAGUAGGCCCUGAAUGCCUAAUGUUUUAGUUCCAUUGCUGCCUCCCAUUGCCCAAACUGAGAGGGUGACUCUGGUCCCUCAGAGCAUCUCUGCAUUUGAUUUUAUAAUUUGGGAAGUGCCUGGUUUUGAACAUCUGCUUUCUCUUGCUCUCCCUUCCUUCCUUUCCUUUCCCUACUCCGGUGGCCUCUCCCCCGCCAGCUUGCUCUCCCAACUCUAGUGCCCUUCGCUUCCUCCCUGACAGUCCCUCUUUUCCUCUCUGCUGUUUCUGGCUCUCCUCUUGCUGCCUGCCUCUCCUGUCUCUCACGCCUCUCACAGACUGUGUCAUGUGGUCUCCCGCCUUCCUUCCCUUAACAACAUGACUACCUCAUGUCUGCUUCGAGGCCAUAGCGUGACUCCUGCCCCUUCACUUUACCGGGUACCCUCCUGCCCCUCUUCUCUCUGUGCCGCCGUAUGCCUCUGCCCCAGGCAGGCUGCCCACCCCCAGUGCAGGUUUGAAGGCCUUCCAGCUUCCCUUGUAUCUUUUUCCCCUGGGAUUGAGAUGGGAGGGUCCUCCUUGGAGGUGAUGAAUCCCAGCCACACAAGGGGACUUUUGAGACGGGGAAACAGAAACACAACCCAGAGGCUCAGGAUAAAACUCCCCCCUCCGUCUGUGCAGGGAGGCAGGCCUGCUGGAUGCAGGGGGGUUUGGGACAUUCCUUCCCAGCUGAAGCUAAAGUGGGAAGCAGCCCGCAGCUUCCCACUCUGAGCACCUUGAACGUGAGCCGAUGGGGUAAGAGUGAGAGAAAUCUCAUUCCUCCCGGUGCUGGAAGGGAGGUCUUUGCGCAGGACAAGGGCAAUUGGCUCAUUUUGUUUUGUUUUGAAUUCAAUCCUGAAGUCAUUUUCUCUUGACCUGCCACACAAGGACAAGCUUGACUUCCAUUUCCUGUGUAGAGAAAACAAUGCAAUUUAUUUGAUUUUUGCCCCUCAGCCUCUCAUAGGAGUAUGAAAUGUAGGGUCUUUUCGCCCUAAAUGCAUCUUUUAACUGAUUGGCAUAUCAAGGGUUAACUGUGGCUUCUAGGCUAAAUUAGAAAUAACCAGCCUAUCUCCACCCCCACCCCUCCUUUUUUUUUAAUGGUAAAAUGUCUCUCAGCCGAGUUGCAGCUUCCUCAGACCCUUUCAGCAUCUGUGUUUAUUACACUCGGGUGUCACUCACGUUUGACAUCCCACCUACAUCCUUCCCUUCCCCCUCCUUCAACCAGCCUAUGAUAACACUAAAGAUUAGUAAUGUUGGUUUUGUAUCUUGUUAAGGACAGGAUUGUCACUUGUACUAUUUCUGUAGCAUUCAGCGUUGCUGUGGCUAACACCACUCUAUAUGUUUCAUCAUUGCUCUGAAGGUCAAAAGCCUCAUUUUAUUUUGCUGGUUUGAUUUUUUUUCUAAAGAAAAAAAAGAA